This is a messenger RNA of Thamnophis elegans (Western terrestrial garter snake), 1413 nucleotides long. RefSeq names its product cathepsin Z-like. Lineage: Eukaryota; Metazoa; Chordata; Lepidosauria; Squamata; Natricidae. Bases 279 to 1214 code for a protein of 311 amino acids. The record is from RefSeq and is a predicted model, not a curated record. Gene Ontology annotation, cellular component: lysosome. The transcript has 6 exons. Gene Ontology annotation, molecular function: cysteine-type endopeptidase activity.
UUUUCUGGAACGGCACAGAUCCCUCCCCACCGGGGACCGGGCCACGAUAAGUGCAAGCCGGGGACGCCGGGAUCCCUUCCCGAGGCUCUGCUUUUCCGCGGUGCAAGUGAGCCGCGCGUGGGGGGGAAAUCCGGCGAGAAGUCGCGCGUGGGUGAGCUGAUGCCUGCUUGCUUGCGUGCGUGCGGCUACUGUCAUCCCCGCCCGGUCCCCGGUCUUCCCUUAUAAGCAGCGGGCGGCUGUGGGAAAUCAGCUGGGCCGAAGCAUCGCCAGAGGCCACCAUGCCGACCAUGCCGACACCUUGCCUGCCGCCGGCCCUCGCCCAGCGGCUGCUGCUGCUGCUGGGCGCUUGCGUUUCUCUCCCUGCCGCCGCCGCCGCUGCUCUCCACUUCCAGGAAGGGCAGAGCUGUCAUAAGCCUUUGCCGCGCAAGCUCGCCGGCCUCCGAACCUACCCUCGUCCUCAUGAAUAUUUGGAUGUCUCAAAUCUGCCCAAGAGUUGGGACUGGAGAAAUAGAGAUGGAGUCAAUUAUGCGAGUGCCACUCGAAACCAGCACAUUCCCCAAUACUGUGGAUCAUGCUGGGCUUAUGGCAGCACCAGUGCUCUGGCAGAUCGUAUCAACAUCAAGAAGAAAGGCGCCUGGCCUUCUGCUUACCUCUCAGUUCAGAAUGUCAUUGAUUGCGCCCAGGCAGGGAGCUGUCAUGGUGGAGACCACAUGGGCGUAUGGGCGUAUGCUCACCAGCAUGGCAUCCCUGAUGAGACCUGCAACAACUACCAGGCAAAAGACCAAAAGUGCAAGAAAUUUAACCAAUGUGGAACGUGUACCACCUUUGGGGAAUGCCACGUGAUAAAAAAUUACACCCUCUGGAAAGUGGGAGAUUAUGGAACUCUCAGCGGCCGAGAGAAAAUGAAGGCGGAAAUCUAUGCAAAUGGACCCAUCAGUUGUGGGAUCAUGGCCACUUCUAAACUGGAUGCAUACACUGGAGGCCUGUAUGAAGAAUUCAGGAUCUUGCCUAUAAUAAACCACAUCGUCUCUGUUGCUGGUUGGGGGAUAGAAAAUGGAACAGAGUAUUGGAUUGUCCGGAACUCUUGGGGAGACCCCUGGGGAGAACGUGGCUGGUUUCGGAUUGUGACCAGCGGAUACAAAGAUGGAAAAGGAAAAUAUUACAACUUGGCUUUGGAAGAAGAGUGUGCUUAUGGAGACCCAAUACUCCUUUGAAUUUGCCUCUGCACUUUCUUUGACUGGUGCUUUUGGAGACUUUGAUAUAAAAGAAACUAUCCUGCAAAAUGAGCUCUUCUUAAGAAAGAAGCAGUGCUAUUGAGUAGCAUUUGCUGAUGGAAUAUCACCACAAUUCAAGUUUUCUUUUCAUUGAUAAAUAAAGAUAAAGGCUUCUCCCGUCCAGUUGUGUCGGACUCUA